AUGCGUGCUGGCUCCUACCCUCUUCAGUCUUAUGUUCUCUGCCAUGCUAAUGGACGCCUACCGCGACGAACGUCCUGGAAUCCGCAUCGCCUACAGGACGAAAGGUCACCUCCUGAAUCAACGGCAGAGGCACUUCCAAUCGCGCGUCUCUACGUCACCGCUCACAAUCUUCUCUUCGCCAACGACUGCGCCCUAAACACCACCUCGGACGAGGAGAUGCGACGGAGCAUGGACCUAUUCUCUGCCGCCUGCGAGAACUUCGGUCUGAUCAUCGACACGCAGAAGACGGUGGUUCUACAUCAAACGCCACCCAACACAGCCGCUCCUCCCAACGCGCCGCAAAUCAGUGUGAACGGAACCCAACUGCAAGUGGUGGAAAACUUCUCGUACCUGGGCAGCACCCUCUCCUUUAACAUCAAAAUCGAUGACGAAGUCGCUCCCAGGAUCUCGAAAGCCAGUCAAGCCUUCGGCCGCCUCCAAAGCACAGUUUGGAAUCGUCAUGAUCUCCAACUUAGCACGAAGCUGAAGCUGUACAAGGCCGUCAUUCUGCCGACUCUGCUGUACGGAGCGGAAACUUGGGCAGUGUACACAAAGCAGGCACGUCGACUGAACCACUUUCACCUCAGUUGUCUCUGUCGCAUCCUGAGGCUGAACUGGCAGGAUCGAAUCUCCGACAUUGAUGUGCUGGAACGGACGGGAAUCUUCAGCAUCUACACGAUGCUUAGACAAAUGCAGCUGCGCUGGAGCGGCCACCUGGUAUGCAUGGACGACGAGUGACUACCCAAACGACUCUUCUACGGAGACGUCGCGACGGGCUCUCGCCGCCAAGGAGGCCAAAUUCGUCGAUACAAGGAUACUCUGUAGUCCUCCCUGAAGCGUCUCAAAAUUAACCCGACCAACUGGGAAGAGCUCGCCCUCGACCGACCGACUUGGAGGAUUAAAGUGAAGACAGGCGCUGCGAUCUAUGAAGCCAACCGAAUCGUCGCUGCCAAAGUGAAACGCCAAACACGCAACUCACAGCUACGCCCCGUCUGCAACGCCGACGCACAACCGCUUAAAAUGUGUCGUCGGUGUCAACGGACAUUCCGGGCACAAAUUGGACUUAUUAGACACCGUCGGACCAACUGCACCUCCCACUGCCGCCUCUUCCUCGUCCUCUCCGCCGCCAACUAACUCUGACAAUUCUUCUGAACCACCACUUCUAUCCUACUCCUUCUCCUCCUCUUCCUCUUCUUCCUCCCCCCCCCCUCCUCCUCCUGCCCCACGGCACCAACCACGACCGCUCUGGUGGCCGUCACUUACACCAGCAUCACACACAUCCACGACACAACAACAGACACCAUCCCUCCUACCUCCAUCUCCACGGGUGAGGACCAGGACUACACCUGUCCUCGCUGCGACCGCACCUUCGCCUCACACAUCGGCCUGGUCGGUCACUCGCGAGUCCAUCGCACAGAGAUCGGCGAAUCAGUGCCAGGAGCACCAACCUUCACCCGCCGCACUCGCCUCCACUGCCCACACUGCCCUCGCACUUUCACGCAUCGCAUGGGCCUAUUCGGCCACAUGCGCAUCCACGACGACCUGCGGUAGACAACCGCUGGCUACACCACACCAUAACACCCUCCCGCCCUGCCUCCACCACCACCACCACCCCACCACACAUCAACACUCCCCCACCGCAAGCACCCAACUGCCACCUCCCACGCAAGUGAGAAGUGUGCAUCUCGACUCGGUUCCCAUGCGGCUUCGGCUGCACGGGUGACUUGAGUCUGAGACUAUCCCGACACGUCAAGCGUCGUGGAUAGGAAGGCUGCUGAUUGACACCCCCACUCGGUCCACGCAGUUCGUUCCGUUGUGUGUGUGUGUGUUGUGUGGAGUGGCGGACUGGUGAGCUGAGGACGGGCUGAAACAGCACCCACCACGGCCUUCUCACGCAAGUGAGAGACACGCCGAUCAACCCCCGUUGUGCGAAAUCCUGGUGUGUGUGUGUAUGUAUGUAUGUAUGAUGGGCCAGGUCGUGCACGUGGCGCGCGCAGUCAUGGUCAGUCGACCAUGCCAGCCACCACGCCCAUUUCCCACUCCAGUCUGCUGACCGGCUCGGACAGUGGCUGUGGUGUGGGAAUGGGAAGGGAGAGUGAGGCCGACGACUCAGCGCACUUUCUCCUCACUAUAAACAAUCUGACACGCUUGAAGCUAUCAUGGUGCGCUAAAAGCCGUGGCUUGGAAGGUUGCCAACUGACGGGGUAACUUGGACCUCCUCCUUGACUGCUGGCGGUCUGAGAGUCAGGCUGCAAUGGCUCCUUUUUAAUGUGGCCUUUAUGGCACUCCCACCACAGUGUGGGAUCCGAUCCAGGCGUCAGCGGCACGCCUAGGUGCGGGUUCGGCCGUGCCAGCCUCCAAUCUCUGUUUUUUGGUUGAAAUCCUGGUUAUUUGUUGUGCGGACCAGGGGGUGUGGUGGAACGUCAAGAUGAGGAUCCGCCCGAGCCAUUACCUGCGGCCUCCCUCGUAUCCGUUCUUCUUGACUCUGUCUUGAAACCGGGCUCGGGCGAGGGAGGAAGAGAGAGUGUAGGUAGAUGCAGCGCAAGUCUACCGGCACUAUAAACCCCUGCGCAAGUCACCGUCCCUGCUCCCACCACUGCUGCUGUGGGGCACACGAUGGACAUCAUCGAAAUCAAUGGUUGAAUUAUCAAUUGUACCUAAAUGGAGUUUCUGUUGGGGAGGUGAAAAAUCCGAAGUUAUUUGUGGGUUUGUCAUUAGGUGGUAAGAAUUUUGGAAUGUUAGAAUGGUUUGGCUUAUUCCUAUGCCAUGCAGGUGGAUUUUGGGGGAGUCGAGGUACAGGCAUAGAAGCUUAUUUGUUUCUGGUUAGAGUUUGGAGAACUCUUAUUCGUGAUAUCUACAUACUUAGGGCGUCUUGGUUGUGCUGGUGUGCCUAAUAAGGCCUUUUGGUUUGUGUGUCUUGUUUGGUAGUCGAUUUCUUGUACUGGUUGAUCGAUUUUGGAGGGCGUAGUAGAACUUAUAUUGCUAUCUAAUGAUGUCAGAUAACGGGAUCCGGGAUCUGCAUCGUUCUGCUGUUCUGGUUGAACGUUGUUGUUUUUAUGCCUCCUUCGUUUGUUUCUGUCCAGCAGUCCUAACUGUUUUGCAGUUACGCAUUUUUUGUCCUGAGAAAUAGAGUCAGAAAUACUUGCUGGAUGUCCAUCUACGGGGGGCGGUGGGUUCAUCAUUUUGUUUACGCUGGUCUGUGCAUUUCUUUUUACUAGUGCCAGAAAUAGAAGUAGUAGCUAGAGGUUCAGUUGAGGGACCGGAGUGCUGAUUAUCGUGUAUGUAGCUGGUGUCUGUUUCCCGAAGUCUACGUCUUUGCAUCGGUGUCAAAUCUGGACCUAUAAAUGAGUUUAGGCUCCACAGAUUUCUGUUUAAUUCGGAAUUUUGUAGGACAAGCUCAGCUUCGGUCUGAGAGUAGAAGGUAACUAAGACGGGUUUAUUUUGUCUUCUAGAGUGAAGUCUCUUGGUGGUAGGUACUCGGAUGUUUAGGCCACAUGAAUGUAUAAGUCUUUGAAUUGAUGGUGUUGGGUUAACCGUGUGGGGUAUAUUGCGGAUAAUCAAAUUAGGUCUGCGUUUUGAUCUGUCCGCGACUUCUGAUGAAACCAAAUGUAUGAUCGAUUCUAUUUGUGGUAGGCUCGCUAGGCUGUUCGUAAAUGUAUUUGAGUCUGUUAGUGAGUCCAGAAUCGCAAAAAUGUGCUCAUGUUUCUCGAUAAACUUCUGCAAACCCACGAUGGCAGAAAGAUCUACUUUGUCGACAGCAAACAUAACAUCGGUUAUGGCUAACUGGAGAGAGUGCAUAAGGGAUUUAUGCGUUAUUUUCGACAACUAAUAAAGACUGGUCGGAAAUUAUCGCAAAAAAUGCCAAGUAGUUCAAUUAUAAACAAAUUUCAUCUUAUAUUGGUUCUGAGGAUUUCGAACGGCUGUGCACAAACGAGCAUAGCAAAUCGCCACAAUAGGGAUGUCCGAGUCCUCCGCCGGCUCAUCAUCGCUCCUGAUAAGUCUUCGAAUACGACAGGCGCCACGCUCAUGUACCUUUAGUGCCAAAAUCGUUUUGACUGAGUGUACUAAUAUACACCUGUAAUCUCAAACACGGACUUGAUUAACAAUCCCAUGACAAGCUACAUCAUCAUUGUCUAUUCGGUUCUUUAUGUUUGACUGGAGUAUAUAACCCGUGGACAUUGACCGUUUUUUCAGUGUGCAUGGUAAAAUUCUGUUUUGUCCUGCAGCAGAUAACAAGGGAUAUUGUGAAAAUUAUGCGUGCAAACGCCCCAUAUACUGCUAUAAAGGAGACCUUCACUCUCGCAUCUCCUGUCAAUCGAAAAAUGCUUGCAAAGUUUGAUUUACGGUAAGUAAUUUGAUGAUAGGGAGCCUACACAGCUUACUACGUAUGUAUGUACGUAUUUGAAGGGUUACAGCCAGAGUCCUUGAUGAGCCUGUUUAUGCACAAUAAUUCCACAUAUUAACGCUCAAAAUAAAGCUGCAAACACCUAGAAUGUGACCGAUGCACAACACAACACUAGUAAUAAGAAAUCGCUAUUGUUCACUGUGACUCAUCACGGAAAGAUUGUGUACGACAAAAUGUUUUACAAGGCAAGGUGGGAGAAGUCGUUUGGUAAAAUUCGGUCUUUGUCGAAAAUUACGCAGGCAAAUUUUCCUUUAAGCAUACGAAUUGUGUCGGUCGUCACCAUCUCACUUGGUAGCAAGUUCUAUGGUCAGACAACUCCUUGGAUGGACGUAAACUUCCUACGGCCUAGCCGCGUGCAUUUGCUGUUGACUUUGUAGGGAUGGCCAUGCAAUUUCUUUGUACGGACAAACUAAAUAAAAUCAUCCUGUCUCGGCAAGAAACUUUGACCACAGACAAUCCGCAAUGUCCAAGGUAGACUGUUAUUUACCUGCCUAAAAGAUAGAGGGGGAUAAGCCAGACAUAUUCAUUCUCCCCUGGUGAGACAAAUGCUUUGGACUAUUGACCAUCUUCGUUGCUCUGUGCCACACCUGUUCGAGUAGGUUAAUAUCCUUCCUCAUGUAUGGUGAAUCUGCUUGCAUUCCGUAUGUUAGGUGGGGUCUUACGAAGACAUAGAAAAGUCUUGCAUACAGUUUGGGAGGAAAUAUUUUAAAUGUACAUCUGAUCUAGUAUAGAGCACUAGUUGCCCUUUGGACCAUAUUCCUACAGUAUUCUGACGGAAUUAGAUUUGUGGUUGUUCAUACACCCAGAUCUCUGUGUCCUUCCAAAUUUUCUAAUGUCGUCCCGUUAAUAUAGUAAUAAUGUUUGGGAGAGGCGUUUCGGCCAGCGUUUAUAAAUGGGACAAGGCAUUUGGACACAUUGCACUUUAAAAGACGUCUAUUUGACCAAACACUCAGUUUGCCGAUAUUCAUUUGCAACUUCUUUGCGCCAUUAUCACACUUGAUUUCACUCCAUAUUUCUGUGUCAUCGGUGAACACGGGGACUCACAAUCUAGUUCGCUGGUGCAAUCAGUAACAUCAAUCAGAAAGAGUAGUGGACCCAAAAAGAGGCCUUUGGGACACCACUUCCUGAUUUUGCUUAUUCCGAGGUAGAGACCCAAACAACCACUCUCUGUACUCUGAAGGACGGGCAACUCUUGAUCCAAUUAAGCAUUUUACCUUGAGUUUAUGCAUCAAGAAUCUUCUGUAAACGAGCCCUGUGUGAGGCGCUAUCAAUAGCCUUCUUGAAGUCAAAAAUAUGGCAUCUACUGGAUAACCCUUAUCUGUGGCCCCUGUUCACUUCUCAUGCGACUAAAGAACACUCGUGUAGCAAGAACGUCAUGAAGGAAAGACAUGUUGAUCAUCACAUAGUAUUUUUUACAAGUAUGCCAUUAAAGUUUUUUUGGGUAAUGCGCUUCAUCAUUCUACACGCCAUGCAAGUUAGACUGACAGGAUGAUAAUUUUCUCCGUCAAGUCGUGAACCUCCUUUAUGGAUCGAGUUUAUGAAUGCACACUUCCAUUCUUCCGGGAGUUCGCCUUCUUCAAGUGACAGUUGAAGUAUUAUGGACAGUGGUUCGCGGGGUUCAUUGGGAAGGUAUCGAAGUGCUGGUUCAGUAAUUCUGUCUGGUCCAGGCGAUAUGGCAGGCUUCAAUCGGAAUAAUUAGUGCAUAAUUAUGGUCGAUGGAAAGUGUGGUUCGUCGAUUGAGGAGGUUAGGGAGGGGGUUAGAGAGGGAAAAUGGGGAGGAGGAGCAGGAGAAAGUGUUGGUUGGCGAUUGGUUGGAGGGGCAAAUAAAAACUUAGGUUGCCGGAUGAAGGCUGACCGAAAGAAAAUAGAAAGGGGGGCGCUUUUACCUGGUCGUCAGUCUCCAGUUUCCCGUCUGCAGACCUAAGGCGUUCUUAGGCGCCUGAGGCAGAUGGCGGACGAACGAAAUAUUGACACCACAAUUUCCAAGCAUCUGUUCCUCUGAUGGCUGCCCUCUUCUGUGCGGGCUAUCCUGGCACCUCCCCUCCACGUCUGUCAAAAUGCCCGCAUAAACAGCUGAUCGCAUCCUCGAGUACUUCCAGCUGACGUUUGCAGUUAACGUUUCUGGCCGUGCCACGGCUGUGUCAAUUACACCUACCAUCCAUGACGUAAUGAAACGCCUAGGCCACAGCACCCUCGAAAUUUCCCAGCUUCGUGCUACUCGUGCGUCUAACCGUCUACGCCCCUCUAUUGGUCCAAAGGUCUGAAAAAGUGUGCUAUAUCAGUAUCAACAAACCAUGGCCCUCGCAGCCUGGCAUGCGCUGGCAGUUCCCUGACACCUGGUUCCCUGCCGGUAGAUGCGCUUGCGCCCUCGCUGGGUAUAUAUGUGGUGGGCAUGGCUGCCCAGUCAUCCUCUUCCUUCUGACCCUUGUUUGGGUGUUGUUGUUGGUGAAAUAUCCUGGUCAAAAUUAUGUUGUGGACCAGAGGGUGUGGUUACACGCCUAGACGCGGGUUCGACCGUGCCAGCCAACUGCGCCCUACCCCGCCUCCGGUCUUCUUGACUCUGUCUUGACAGCGGGUCCAGGUGGAGAAUGUGGAAGAGAGGGAGUGCGGUAGAUGCUGCGCAAGUCUAAGACCACUAUAAGCUAAUUCGCGCGCAAGUCACCGUGCCUGCUGCACUUUGCUGUGUAGCACACGGUGGACAUCGUCGGAAUCGAUGCUCGAACUGUCGUGUAUGUCCCUCUAUCACUCACUCUCUGAGAUCAUUCACUGCAUUUUGAAGUCCGUCCACGCCUGACAACUGCUGCUAGUACCACCACACCUAUGGUCAAAUGUUCAUCGUUGACAGUUCCCAUGUUACUGCAAGAGAUCCUCGGCACAACUCUCGUUUGCCGGUUAGUAGCGACGGCGAAGUUAGUGAGCCCAACCUUUCCCGAAUUCACCUACUCCACAUUUCCUAUAGGAGUUCCUGCCGUAAUUUCCUUGUGGACACCUGUGCUGACAUCAGUCUAAUUCCGUCAUCCCCGAAUGAUGGUAAGUCAAUCAGCUCUUCAUUUUCACUUCAAGUAUCUAAGAGCACUCCCAUUAAAACUUCUGGUCAGUGAUCCCUAACUUCAGACCAUACUUUGUGACGUCCGUUCUACUGGAUAUUAACUAUUAUUGACGCCUAUACCACCAUAGUCGGUGCCGAUUUUAUAUCCUGUUUCGGUCUGCUCGUUGAUGUCAGGUCCCAUGAACCAGCUGACAUAGUAGCGUCCUUAUCUUCUCAAUGCCCAAAUCAUACCAUUUCAUGACCUAGGCCAUGCACUUCACCAAGCGUUCCUUUCACUAUCUAGCAUCAUUUGCUUUCGGAAUUUUCAUCUAUAAUUUGGCUCUUAGAGUUUGACAACUCUACUAAACAUUCCGUCUUGCAUUACAUUUCGAAUACUGGACCGUCCGUUUUUAACCAUCCCGUCGUUUAGCCACUGAUAAGAUAUCUAUUACCAAGGCCGGAUACAGUCAUAUGAUAGAGCUUAUCAUAGUGCCGCCCUCUAAUGGUCCAAGGGCUGCCCCUUUGCAUAUGAUUUGUAAAAAUUAUCGCAUGAACUUGCGUCUGUGUAUGACUAUCGAUGAUUUAAAAACUGCACUGUCCGCGGCAGAUAUCUAUUUCCAAACCUCCGUGAUUUUUCCUCUAGCUUAGCUAGUGCACCAACCUUUUCAGUGUUGACCUGCUCAAAGCCUUCCGCCAAAUCUUCAAGACGGCAAUUGCCGCUCCAUUCGGUCUUUUUGAGUUCGCCGGGAGGUCUUUUGAUCUCCUCAACCCUGGCCAAACAUUUCGACAUUUCAGUAAUGAAGUCCUUCGCGACAUACCUUUCGCUUUUGUUUAUGUCGAUGAUCUUGUGGCUGAAUGUUCCAGUAAAUAUCAGCUCCUACAACACCUGCGUCUUACUUUUGAACGGUUAAAAUAAUUUGGCGUCCUUAUCAAUGCCUCUAAAUGCGUUUUUAGCGUUCUCCCGCUCUUGAUUCUAGAAGACCGCACAAACGCCUUCGGCCGUCACCUCAUACACACCAAAGUUUCAGCUUUUCACAAAUUCCUGACCCCCAAUCCGUUCCGACAACCGCGCAGUCUUAAAGACUAAGCCAUUGUACAGAAGUUUCAUUCCUCACUGUGCUCAGCUCACAUAUCUUUUAUGCGGCAACGACCGUGAGUUCUCUUUUCCCGACAAAAUCGUGGACGCCUUCCGACGUGUCAAAGAGACCCUUGCGGAUACAACUGCCAGUUCUCGCCCUCUAACUGAUGUCCUGCUUUCCAUUGUUAAUGUCUCCAAACGCGCUCUGGUUGUUGCCCUCUAGAAACAGGUCUCAACGAGCAUCCAACCCUUGACCUUCUACUCUACCAUACUGACACCCUCCCCUUCUCGCUAUAGAACAUUUGGUGGAGAACCCCUUGCCAUUUUUCCCGUCACUAAGAAUUCUUGUGAAUACAAUGAUGACAGAUUGUUUACGUUUACACUGGCCAUAAACCUAUCAUUUAUACCUUCACUCCCUCUGACAAGUAUUCAUUCAAAGUGUGCCGACAAAUGGAUUUAUUCCCUUGUGUACUACAGAUAAUCCAGUACAAACGAUGAUGCAUAAAGACGGUAAAUGUAUAUACAUAUGUUGAAAUAAGAUAGGUACUAUGGAACGAGAUGCUCUAUUGCGUAUCUUUUCAGCGCUGGUUUCCCAGAUCGUCGUCAGACGCAGAUGGAGAGAAAAUGUGGGAACAAAAAACAAUUAACGUCACGAUUGCACAUAAAAUCGAUACUUGGUUGUCUUUUACGUCGGUAGGUGGGCGAGGACAAGUUCCUUAGGGCUUCAAGGUUGCGACAAUCAUCCACUCCAACAAGCAGCAAGGGAACAGCCAACUCUGUGAUAACCAUUGAAGUAUCUCACUGUUCAACAUCGCGGAAAGGUCUUCGCUCGCAUCUUCUUCAACCACUUCACCGGCCAUCUAGAACAGGGACUUCUUCCAGAAAGUCGGUGUGAAUUUCGACAACACCGCGUAACCACUUACAUGAUCUUCGCCGCCAGCCAACUGCCAGAGAGAUGCCAGGAAAUGCGGGCCCACUUCCACACUACCUUCGCGAACCUGACUUAAGCCAUUGACACAGUGAAUCGCAAUGGGCACUGGAAAACCAUACGGAAAUUCGGAUGCCCUGAGAGAUCCACGCCCAUUGUACGUCAGCUCUAGGACUGGGUGGUGGAGCGCGUCACAAACGACGGGGCAAUCUCAGAAGCGUUUGCAGUAACCACUGGAAUGUAGUAGGGCUGCGCGCUCUCCCCAAUCCUCUUUAGCCUCGUGUUUUCUGCCUUGGCUGAUGGACGCCUGUAGCCAUGAGGCCCCGGAAUCCACAUCACCUACAGGAUCGACGGGUAUAAUCUCAACAACCGGCGCAUUUAAGCUUUAACGCGUCUCCCUGUGACUGCUACCUACGACAUGCUCUUCGGUGACGACUGCGUACUGAACUCCAAAACAGAAGUUGGCAUACAACGGAAUACGGACCUUUUCGUUUUCGGCUGCCCCAACUUUGGGUUGACGAUUAACACGUACAAAACGGUGGUCGUGCAUCUAUUUUCACCCAACCCUGCAUACAGUGCUCUUCGCACCCACGCCAGCGACACCCAGCUGAAUUCCGUGGACAACUCCAUCUGCUUAGACUGUACACUCUCACGUUGCAUCAAAGUCGACGACGAAGUAAUUAACUUGGUGUCCAAGGCCAGCCAGGGCUCCGUCGGCUGUAGAACUCUGUACGGAAUUGCCACAGUUUCCACCUGAACAUCAAACUGAAGAUGUACAAAGUGGUUAUCUUGACGACGCUGCUGUAUGUUGCAGGGAUCUAGUGUCUACAAGAGCAAAGUACGAACGCUGAAUAAUUUCCCUUUUUGUUGUCACCGCCGGAUACUAAAGCUGACAUGGUAGGACAGGAUCCCGGAUGCGGAAGUUCUGGAACUGACUGAAAUUCUCAGCAUCCACGUCAUGCUGAAGCGACUGUAGCUACGACGGAGCGGCUACCUUGUGAGGAUGGGCGACGAGCGUCUACCAAAACAACUCUUCUAAGGAGACGUCACUGCGGAGGCUCGGCAACAGGAGGUUAACUCCACCGCUACAAGAUUGGCUUGAAGAAUCCUUGAAGCGGCAAAAAAUAAACCCGAAGACUUGGGAAGAGGUCGCGCUGGACCGACUACCUUGAGAAGAGCAGUGAAGAGUGAAGCGGUUAUCUAUGAAGUUAGCCGGAUCGCCCUGCGAGGGCUAAAAGGGAAGCUUGCAAGUCUCAGGCGCCCCUGACCUGCAACGACAGCCCCAACACCUCCCAACCUGCCCGCGCUGUCAACGAACUUUACUCGCACAGAUCAGCCUCGUCAGACAUCUCCGGACUCAAUGCACCAGCCUGACGGCCUCAACCAUAGCUUUUCCUGCCACCCAGGCUCCAGCCCCCACGGCGUCUACUUCGAUGAUUUCCCUCACCGUCGACGCUCGACAUCCUCGUGCGCCGCUUCCGUCGGUCACUGCCAUCUACACCAUCACUGUCACAACCUCUGUGACGACGGCGACCAGCGGAGCUUCCAUUUCUACCACCGAGCAAAACUCUCUCGACGACCCGCCAACUACCACCCCAAUCAUUAUCACCUCAUCUCCAGCAAUGUGGCCUCGGUCCUAA
Messenger RNA from Spirometra erinaceieuropaei, 11118 nucleotides. NCBI's taxonomy places the organism in Eukaryota, Metazoa, Platyhelminthes, Cestoda, Diphyllobothriidea, Diphyllobothriidae. The record is from the annotation of a GenBank genome assembly.